GCCGAGCAUCUGGAUUGUCGUGGAAGGGUAGGGUGAGUCGACGAAAGUAUCAGCCUCACUCCUCCAACCAUCCGCCAUGUCCAUCACAAUCCCACACCCGGAGCCACCCCAUACCCAUCCAUGCAAGGGCAAAAACCCCCCCAAUCCGCAUACCGACUAACACCAAAAACCCCCUCGCAUCCUCCCGAAAGAAACCCCCGUCCCACAAAUCCCCUUCCCACACACCCGCAUCCCCGAUCCGUCCGUUCGCCCUAUGUACCUACGUCCAACCACUACCACCACUUCCAGCGCCCUCCGACGCAACGUCUCCCACCAUCAUGCCGAAAGUCUAAGCACAAAAGGGCCCGAUGUGCGCGCAUCAACCCCCCGGGGGGGGCUGCGUCAAAGCUUAUCACCACCACAUGCCCUGCUUUACACGCACUUGAUACCGGGACCUCACCACGGGUACCCAAUGCCCAAGGCGCAACCAAGUUCCAAGACCGUGUUGUAAAACAGCGAAACGCCAGGGCCCGUGGCGGAGUCUUUGCGCCUCUCUCUCUCUCUCCGCGGAUCAAUCUCAGCUGUCUAUGUGUGUGUGUACCGACCGGUAUGCGUAUAUGUGAGUGUGCACGUGUGCACACAUAGGGCAGGGCGACCGUCUAGGCCGUGGUUGGCAGAAAAGGCGACCCUGGCCGUCGUGGUCGUGGUGCGGCAGUUGAGGAGAGGGUCGGCAGGAUG
Dothidotthia symphoricarpi CBS 119687 is the source of this 717-nucleotide messenger RNA. RefSeq lists its product as uncharacterized. The transcript has a single exon. The coding region runs from base 121 to 624 and encodes 167 amino acids. NCBI's taxonomy places the organism in Eukaryota, Fungi, Ascomycota, Dothideomycetes, Pleosporales, Dothidotthiaceae. The record is from RefSeq and is a predicted model, not a curated record.